GGCUGCCAUCAUCUUUUUUCUUGGUUUCUUCCAGAUCCGGCGAGCGAGACGGAGCGUGCGCGUCCAUCGUCUCGCCAUCGCAGCAAGCUCGAAGCUUUUCCCUCUCCUCCUCCUCCUCCUCCUCUGGCGGGCUCGAGGAAGAAGAAGAAGACGGCCGCCAUGCGGGUGCUGCAGCUCGGCCUCUUGCUCGCCCUCACCUCCGGGCUCGUCGCGCUCUGCAUCUACAUCGCCGGCGUCUCCGAUUUCUACGACGGCUACCGGCUCUCCGGCGACGAUAUGGAUGCCCUGCGGUCUCUGCAGGGCCAGUUCCGAAAGUGCGUGAAGGCGAACGGAUUGGGAUUGGAAGCCGUCGGCGGGAAGACUAUUUGCGAAGUCGCCAUGAGCUUCCCUCCCGAUACUGUGUCCAAAUGGAGAGAUCCAAAAUCUGGAGAACUUGAUGGUUUGUCUUUCGAUUUCAAUCUCUACGAAGCUGUGGCUACAUGGGAACAGGUGAGGAAUAGUACCACUAUACUUACCAGGGAGUUCCUCGAUGCUUUGCCGAAUGGGUGGGAAGACUACGCGUGGCAGAGGAUUAACAAAGGAAUACAACUCAACCGAUGUGAAAAUAAGACUCUAUGCAAGGAGAAGCUUUCUCUGGUACUUCCUGAAACACCCCCAUACUUUCCACGGCAGUUCGACCGCUGUGCUGUCAUUGGUAACUCUGGAGAUCUUCUAAAAACAAGGUUUGGAAAGGAGAUAGAUGAUUAUGAUGUUGUCAUCCGGGAAAACGGUGCACCUAUCCAGAAUUAUACGGAUUAUGUGGGAAAGAAAAGUUCAUUUCGUCUUCUCAAUAGGGGAUCGGCAAAAGCUCUUGAUAAGGUUGUUGAGCUAGAUGAAACGAGGAAGGAAGUUCUGAUCAUAAAAACAACAAUCCAUGACAUCAUGAGCAAGAUGAUAAGGGAACUUCCUAUAAAAAAUCCUGUGUACCUUAUGCUAGGGGCAUCCUUCGGAUCUGCUGCUAAAGGGACUGGGCUCAAGGCUCUUGAAUUUGCUCUGUCUAUGUGUGAAUCAGUAGAUAUGUACGGUUUCACCGUGGAUCCUGGUUAUAAAGAAUGGACUAGAUACUUUUCGGAAUCUCGACAGGGUCAUACACCUCUUCAUGGUCGAGCUUACUAUCAGAUGAUGGAGUGCCUGGGGCUCAUCAAGAUUCAUUCUCCAAUGCGUGCUGCUCCACACCGUGUUGUGAAGUGGUUGCCAAGCCGUAGCUUAAUCAGAGCUGCGAGAAUUGCAUCAGAGAAAGUGUUAAGGAGGGUUGGAGCUGCAUCUUUGGACCCUCUGGCGGCUUGUUCGAUUAUUAAAAAGCAAAUUAAAAGGAGCUCUAGAGGACUAUCCAGUCUCAGAAAAUCGGCAAUAGACCAUAGAAGAUAUGUUAGAGGGACAGUGAUGUAUCCUUUGGAGCAUAGUCCUGGACAUGGCUUGCUUUGCACGGUGCCUGCCGAUUGAAUCAGUGGCUACUUCCGAUUGUUUUUCAGGUUUGCUCUCUCUUUGGUGAAUAGGACUUAUACAGAAGCGGUGGUUUGCAACAGGGUUACCUCUAUACAACAUGGUCGAGUUAGAAAUAGCUGGGAGCUACUUUUGCCAAAGGCGCGGAAAAAUUUUCCUGGUAUUUGUAAUAUUCUUUGUCAGUCCUGUCAGAAUAUUUUGCAGUUUAUUUGUCAAAAGGCAAGAAGAUGGUGGAGAUAUACAGUCAACCAUUAACUAGCGCAUUGUUUGUAGGAUUAAUUAGUUCAAUUUCUGGCAUAACUAUGUCACUUGAGAUAGAAUUCUUGCUCAGUGUGAUUGUAGAGCAGUAUGUAUCUGAACUAAGUUAGUCCUAGGAAAAAGGCCAGGGAUUUUUUUGAGUUUGUCAUUCUCCGGAUAAAUCCUUAGGUCGGCGAGCUCUAGUGCUGCUGGUCAGGUAAAUUGGCUGCCUUUGUAACCUGGAAACCUUUGUUAUGAAAUGCCAAUGCAUUUUUUGGUUUCUA
Molecule: messenger RNA, 2003 nt
Organism: Syzygium oleosum
Lineage: Eukaryota; Viridiplantae; Streptophyta; Magnoliopsida; Myrtales; Myrtaceae
Product: sialyltransferase-like protein 2
Exons: 12
Coding region: 160-1482 (440 amino acids)
Molecular function (GO): sialyltransferase activity
Source: RefSeq, a predicted model, not a curated record